Paramecium primaurelia is the source of this 1509-nucleotide messenger RNA. The record is from the annotation of a GenBank genome assembly. Lineage: Eukaryota; Ciliophora; Oligohymenophorea; Peniculida; Parameciidae.
AUGGAGAUUCAAAAUAAAAGCAAUUAAUUGAUCUUUCAGUGUGAAGUAAUUCGUAAACACUUGCUUAUUGAUAAACAUUAUUAACUAUAGAUAUUUGAAAAUAAGAUCAUGAUCAGAGAGAAUGUAUAGUAUAUAAAAUUGAUAUUCUCAUAGUUAGAACAUCCUCCUAAGUAUGAGAUUGAUUUAAGUCUAAAAAAUCAAGUAAGUUGGAAACAUCAUGAUGAUCAUAAAAUUAAAGAGUUCGGCAUAAAGUAUUUUAAUAAAACAAAGUGGUUUACUGGUCAAUCUGCUUAGAUGAAUCAAAUGAAAACAUAUAUCUAAACAAAGAUCUUUAUGUAAGGAAUUUCAGGCUUUUACUCUUCACAUGAUAUCAUAGGUACAGGGGCAUCUUGUAAAGUGAUCUUAAUUAAGGAUUAUAAUGUAAAUAAGUCUUAUGCUGCUAAAUGCAUUAGUAAGGAUUAUAUAAAAAAGAAAAGAACUUCAGAUAGAUUUGAUAGGUUGGUGAAUGAAAUACAUAUAUUAAGAACAUUAAAAUCUCAUCCAAAUCUAAUUAAGCUGAAUGAGAUUUUUGAAGGAGAAAAUAGUUAUUAUUUAGUAUUUGAUUACUUGGAAGGUGAGAACUUACAUAAGUUUAUUAAAAAUCAAUCCUAUCAAAUUCCAGAAUAAAAUGUAAGAACAAUUUUAUAAGUAAUUGUUCUAUUUUUUAUUUUAGCAAUUACUUUUGGGAAUCAGAAAAUGUCAUCAACAAAAUAUAAUACAUAGAGAUAUGAAAUUAGAAAAUGUUAUGCUUUCUAAAUCUAAUUCUAUUGAUAAUAUUAAAAUCAUAGAUUUUGGUUUAGCUAUAUUUAAUACUCCAGAUUAUCCAUUUGCAGUUUGUGGUACACCUGGUUAUAUUGCUCCAGAAAUCCUAAAUUAUGAAGAAAAUAAAUAUAAAAAUGAAAGAUUUUCUUAUACACCUUAAAUAGAUAUGUUUGGUAUAGGUGUUAUGCUUUAUAGAAUGUAAAAAUAUUAAAAUAAUCUAGAAUGACUAAAUAGCCUCUAUUUACUGCUGAUAAAACUAAAGAAUUAAUUAAUAAAAAUUAGAAAUGCUUAUAUGUUAAACAUACUAUUUCUUAAUACAGUAAUAUACUUAAUCAAAUCUUAUAUGGUUUACUAGAAUAUAAUCCUAAAAAAAGGUUGACAGCAGAAUAGGCUUUGGAAUUACUUUAAGCAUAAUAGUUGAAUUAAAUUACUUUACGAAAUGAGUCUACUAGAAAUAUUUAUCUAAAUGAUGAAUUUCAAAUACCUAUUUAUAAUGAUGUUGUUUAGGCUCCAUAUCUAUUUCCAAAUCGUAAAAUUAAAAGAGAUUUGUACUUUCCACAUUCAUAUCAUCUUAAUGAAGAUAGAAUUAAUAUUAAUGCAAAAUCUUAUCUACCAUCUUUCACUGUUAAACCUAGUUUGGAUCUUGGAUAAGAAAGUGUAUUAGAUAAAUCUCUCAAAGUUCCUUAAGAUUUUAUUCUUGAAUAAUGA